GCUUGCCUGAAAGCAGCUAGAGCAGUAUCGCGGAGUAUACAAGACUGAGAAAAUCGUGUUUCUAUUGGCUUUGUCUCGAAAUAUUCAGUGACUUACGGUUAGAUUAUAAAUAAAAAAAAAAAACAUUUGAAUUUUUUACCGGGAAAAUGUUUUUUCUGUGGCGGGAAAUUUGACUGCAUUUUUCGGUAGUAGACCUCUUGAACACAGGGUGGAACUUUGGAAUUCGCAGAAUUUUGGGACCCACCCCCGAAUAAAUAUUUUGCAAUAGCAUUUUGUGAUUGUUUUGUGUAUAUUUUGGAUUGUUUAUUUCAUGAAGUGUUGGAUUAACAAGAUUGAACAUGUGAAAAGUGAUGGCAGGCCUCAGUCGCCCACGCCCACCCAACAUACCCACCACCAACCUUCAUCAGUUCAAAGUAUCUUGAAGCUACCAUUGCCGUAAUGGAUCACAGCGUGAAAGCCAUGACGUCACCGCGUGUGCUGGCACGUGCCGUGAAUCCGCACCGGUUCGAAAACGACGAACUGGAACAGCUCUAUCAACGCUAUAUCUGCAAAUUACAGCACUCCAGCGUUGUUGCCGUUGUAGCGCUGUUUGUACUGUUGACGUUUCUAUUGGCUAAUUUAGGAUUGGUCUAUUCACAAGCAGCUACUACUCAAAACGUCUUCCACGCGGCCCAUUGUAUCCUGUUCGCGUUGCUCCUGGGGUUCCUGCACACGCGGUUCAUGCAAGACGCUUACCUCCUUUGGGUAUGCUACGUGGUGCUAUUUUUUCUUGCGACUUUCUGCGCUUUGGCGCUGCCAUUAUAUCCAAGCAGUACUAUUACGAAAGUUGCCGCAGAAGGAACAUGGCAGGUUGUCUUCGUGAUCUUUUUAGCAUACGCGAUGAUGCCUUUGAAGUCUUGGGUAGCUGGCGUAUUCGGAUUUUUGCUUUGUGCCGCCCACGUUGCAGUUUCGGCAGUGUUUGCUACGGAUUUUCCCCAUCUACGCUGGCAACAGCUAUCUGCCAACGUAGUCGUGUUCCUGUGCGUCAACAUUGUCGGAAUUUUCAUGCACAAUCUCAUGGAACAUGCACAGCGAAAGGCAUUUCUAGACACCAGAAAUUGCAUUGCGGCACGACUGGAAAUGGAGGAUGAGAACGAGAAACUGGAGCGACUGCUUUUGUCGGUCCUUCCCCAACAUGUGGCCAUGGAAAUGAAAAACGAUAUCAUAUCGCCUGUCGAAGGCCAAUUCCACAAGAUCUAUAUCCAGAAACAUGAGAAUGUCAGCAUUUUGUUCGCCGAUAUCGUUGGUUUCACCGUUUUGGCUUCACAAUGCACCGCACAGGAGUUGGUACGCUUGCUCAAUGAGCUCUUUGGAAGAUUCGAUCAAUUGGCAAACGAUAAUCACUGUCUUCGGAUCAAAAUUCUCGGCGACUGCUACUACUGCGUUUCAGGACUCCCAGACCCGCGCUCGGAUCAUGCCCAUUGUACCGUGGAAAUGGGUCUGGAUAUGAUCGAUGCCAUUGCCAGCGUGGUCGAAGCCACAGACGUGCAACUGAACAUGAGAGUCGGUAUUCACUCGGGUAGAGUGCUUUGUGGUGUUUUGGGACUCCGCAAGUGGCAGUACGACGUUUGGUCCAAUGACGUUACACUGGCUAAUAAUAUGGAAGCUGGAGGUGAACCCGGGAGAGUUCACAUAACACAAGCUACACUGGAUUACUUAGGGGGAGAGUACGAGGUUGAACCAGGAAAUGGAGGUUCCAGGAACCAAUACCUCCGUGACCACUGUGUCACAACUUAUUUUAUUGUACCACCUGCUCGAAGGAGGAAGGUUCGGUCCGCUUUGGGUGCUGCUCAGCGACGAAAGCUCAGCUUCAAGAACGUCAGCAACGUGGUCGUGCAGCUGCUCCACUCUAUCAAGUACUCCAUGGAGGUUCCCUUCAGCAACAUGGCUCUACAACCGGACAUGAAAACGACGAGUACCAGGAAGGUAGCAGACCUGCAGAGGGUGCUUCACAGAGACCCCACGGGUGAACAACAAGGUGCCCAGUCUAGUGGGAAUAAUAAAGUGACAGAAAAAUUCAAAAGGCCAUUCAAAAAGAGGCAUUCCAGCGUUUACCACCAACCCUCCAACCGAGUAAACAAAUAUUUAGCUCAAGCGAUUGAAGCAAGAAGUGUGGACAGGGAGAAAUCCACUCACGUUAGUUUGUUUACUCUGUGUUUUAAGGAUAAGAAUAAGGAAAAUCAGUACCACGAUGACUUGGAUGUAGGCUACAGCUCCACCCUAGCCUGCGCCCUAGUACUACUUCUUCUACUCGGGACUUUGCAGGCUACAGUACUACCCAGAACGAUAAUACUUUUACUACUAUUCCUAGUUGCAUUCAUUUGGAUUUCCGCUAUUCUUAUACUAUUAUUAGCAGUGCGUCUAAGAUGGAUUUUAUGGGACAUAUCUCACAGUUUUGUACUACGAUUGGCUAUCACAGUGUUCACGAUUGUACUGAUAUAUACUGUGGCGCAAGUCAAUGUGUUCACAUGCAGGUCAGAGGAACCAUGUAUUUCCCAUAAUACUCAAAAUAUUACUCUGGACACUGGUUCACCUAUGGAAAGAGACCACAGAGCGUGUCCUUUACCACAAUAUAUUGUACUCUCUUGUGCUCUUGGAUAUUUAGCAGUGGCCAUAUUCCUAAGGCUACCUAUUCUACUUAAGGCAUCAUUGCUAAUCAUUAUGUCUACAAUUUAUAUACUACUUAUUGAGAUUUCUCAUAUAGAUCUUUUCAAUUGCUAUGACAGUCGAGUUGGAUCAAUAAUUCCAGCCCACGUUAUCAGUGUAGUUGAAGUACUUAUGUUUGUUUUGGCAGUUCUCUUGCAUGGUAGACAAGUAGAAUGGACUGCCAGGCUAGAUUUUCUAUGGCAGGUGCAAGCCAACGAAGAAAAACGUGAAAUGGAUGCUUUACAGCAUUCAAAUAAAAGGAUAUUAUUUAACCUGUUGCCUGCGCAUGUGGCUACUCAUUUUUUGGAUAACCAGUUUCGAAAUAAUAUGAAUACUCUAUCACAGGAAUUGUAUCAUCAAAGUUACUCAAGAGUGGGCGUGGUUUUCGCCUCAAUCACCAACUACCAUGAGUUUUACACCGAACUGGACGGUAAUAACCAAGGAGUAGAAUGUUUAAGGCUUCUGAAUGAAAUUAUAGCGGAUUUUGAUGAUUUACUUAGUGAAGAACGAUUUAGGGCUAUUGAUAAGAUUAAAACUGUGGGAUCUACUUAUAUGGCUGCAGUUGGACUCAUGCCAGAUUUGAGGAUUUUGGAUGAUGAUGAAUCAACGGCUGGGAUACAUUUGGGCACUCUGGUUGAAUUUGUUUUUGCAAUGCGAGAAAGACUGUUGAACAUCAAUGAAAAUUCUUACAAUAAUUUUAUGCUUAGAGUGGGUAUAAACAUCGGUCCAGUUGUGGCUGGUGUUAUUGGUGCCCGUAAACCUCAAUACGACAUUUGGGGUAAUACAGUCAACGUAGCCAGUAGAAUGGAUUCAACAGGACUGCCGAAUCACACACAAGUUACUGAAGAAGUUUAUCAAGUUUUGAGAAAUUACCCGUAUGAAUUCCAGUGCAGAGGCAAAGUUAAGGUGAAAGGGAAAGGAGAUAUGACAACAUAUUUUUUGAUUGACAGAAAACAGCCUGGAACUUUGAGAGUGGAGGAGCUUAAUAAUAUUAGGACCAAUCCGAAUAAUGUUAAUAAUUUAAACAACCUCUACGGUGGUGUGGCCACACCUUUAGCCUUACUCCACGGCGAUAAUAUAAGGCCAAAACACAUGCAGCUACAAAGUCGUCAAAGUUCAAGAGAAGAUAGUUAUAGAAACGCUAUGCGUUUGCCCCCUCUACGAGAAACAAAUCAUCGAGAUAUUAUUUUAGGCGGCUGCGAAAACGAGCCUUUACUUCCAGGAGCUAUGGUAAAACCCAAUGGUAAAAACGGCAACAGCAAAAAAAGUGGAAUGCUUGAAGAAAGUCUACCGCCACCUCCGUUACCGCCCCAUAAAUCUUCAUUUCAACCAAAUAAUUCCGUCAGGCAACAGCAACAACUACCUGACAUGAGGUACAAUCCCCCAUGGCCCAGAGCUCAGCAGCCUUUUGUCUCUAUAAACCCGGCUUCUGUAGAUAAUAUUAAACCAUAUCUAAAACCCCUCCCUAAGCCUCCUGGCAAAGAAUCACCUAAUCGGCAUCCUAGAAGACUACACAACCCGAGUCCUGCACCACCGCCACAUCAUGCUAGCCCACUAAUGCCCAGACACAAUAUUAUUAAUAUUGCGCUUCAGCGGGCUACGCCCGAAAAAACUCCUGAAUUACUUAGAAGUAAUAAAGCUAAAAAUAGUCCAUUACAUGCUAGGAAGAGUCCUCAUCAUCACAGACAUAGUCCGUUACAGCGUCACUAUUCUGAUGAGAGUUUAGGAGGAAUGUAUAGCAGUGCUCCACAAAGAAUUCAUUCAUCGGCUGAUGAAAUAAGUUCCCUAAACCAUUCGCCAAGUAUAAGUAGUUCAGAUGAAAGUUAUAGUAGAACCACUGAUGCUGAUGCCUCUCCAUGUGUUAGUCCUCCAAUACCAACUGACACCCAACAGUUCCUAUUUCCAUCGGACAUACAAGUGAAUCCUUUGUCCUCUCCUGAAGUAUCUCCUAGAGCUUCCUUAGACUAUAUUCCCCCGAAUUGUUCAUUGAGAAAUAACUCGAGUGAUAGGGGUAACCCUAAAAGAAACAAUUUGCCCCCAAGCGCUGUACUGGCUAUUGCUGGCACUUGUAAUACCGUCGAUUCUUCCAUAAUUACCAGUCCCCCUUGUUUGGAUGGUGAGGAUAGUUAUAGAGGAGAAAGCUGUGCGAGCUUUGAGUUUGUUGGAAGGCCCCAAAAGCGACCUCCCUCGCUUUUAAGGGCAACUAGUGCCAAUGGUGGGGCUAGUGCUAAUAAGCAGUUAUUCAAACAAAAAAGCUUGGAUAAUAAGCGACUAAGAACUGAUAGUGACUCUAUCUUGGAGUGUAACAAAUUAGCAUCCAAUUGCAAAAGAUCUCCAAGUUUUAAGGAAGCUGAAGAAAUUCAAGAGUUGUUGCUGGAUGAAGAAAAUAAAACUACAAUGAAUAGUGACAAAAGUGUUAAAAAAGAUGGAAGCUGCCAAACAGAUAAAAAAGAUUUAAGAAAGUUGAGAACUUCUCCAUUGACGUUCAGAGAUAAAAUAUCUCCAUGCAACAUAAAAGUUACCAAUUUAGAACACUGUGAUAAUACUGUAGGGCCGUUCGAGCGUGAAAUCCAAAAGCUGUUGGACGAACAAAACUUGCUGCAAAAUAUCCCGCCGAAACUUGAAAAUCAACAAAACAAAGACCUAGCGCUGGAGCCGUUGGUCAGGUACGCUCCCAACAAUAAUAACCACCAGGUGGGGCUAGCGGCCAUUCAAGCUCUAGCUCUCGGUUUAAGGGUGAACCCCACCGGCAGUGUUACCCUCCAGUGCAUGUCCCCUACCGCGCGAGCAAGCAGCAAUGAAGGGUCGCUUAAAAGGGGGGCCUCGUCGCCCGGACCUUCCGAGUCGAAUAAACUUGCCAAAGUAUCGCCUCUUGACAGGGCUCCAAGGAACGCAGAAGAGGUUGAUGUUGACUGUGAUAUGCCAGAAGUGCAAGCGCGAGACGAUGAUACGGAUCUUGAGAGCUUUGAGAGAGAGGAAAAGAGGAUGGAAGAAGAAACUGCAAAGGAGGCCGAAGUUAAAAGACUCUUAGAAGAGAAAAUUCAGGAUAAACUUGAGAAUAUAAAUACCACAACGUCGCAAGAGCAUCAAGUUUCCUCAACGGCCGCAGCAGGAACAGAAGGAAGUGUCUCUGAAUGGUCCGAAGACGAAGACGGUGGUGCUUCUGAGCCACUACUCAAUGAUAGGGAAAGUACAGGGUAUACUACAGACGAUCCGGCGUUAGAAAAUAUUAGUAUGAUUAACGAAGCUGGAUUGACUGAUGCGGAGGGAGCUCUUAGUGAUGUUAACUCCGCCUACAACGACCAUAACCAUGACGGCGACAUGGACGACAACACUAGCAUGUCAUCGCGGGCGUCAUCACGCAUCUUUGAUUCAGAUGCCAUGAUGUCUCUGGACUCGUUAAGCGCACUUUAUGAUUCUGAAUAUGAUAACUGCUAUAGAACGGACGACGAUCUUAACGCGAUGCCUGACUUGGACAGAUUAAAUUAUUUUUCAGUGCCUGUGGUAAGUGAUGUGCAUCUAGCUAAUAUUCGGUCAAUGAGCGAGAGCAUCACAAGAAACUUUGGACAGCCUCGUAGCGAAACCGAUCCAGACAGUGAUGUGUAAAUUAAAUUUCUAGAUUUUCUAUUUUGUAAUGAAUAAUUGCGCCGAUACAAAGUUAAAUGAUUUGUGCCUGAUCAAAAAUUUCAGGUCAGGAGUUUUCAUAACUAAACAAUUUAUUUUAUAAAUGACUAUAUAGGGGUGGUUUUCUAUGCCUCUCAAUUUAUCCAUUUCGAUAUAAAUUUUAAUAUAGAGUACCUACCUACCUAUGACUUUUUAUACUUGAUCUAGAUUUUUAGGAUUCAAGAAAAAAAUAUUCUCAAAUCAUUUAAUUGUGUAUUUAACCGAGUCGCAGGUCGCAGGGCAAAAUAGAAAUGGGUAGUUACAAUUUUUAUAAACUGAAUCAUAGAUUCCUUAAUGCACAAUAUCAUUAGUGAGAUGUUUCUUUUGCAGAUUUAUUUCCACUUAUUUAUUCACUUUACCAAUCAAAAUUGAAAAUAAUAUUUUAUAUGACAGAUACGGUUAAUUUAUUUUUAGAGAUAAUUACCAAACAGCAAAUCCCCAAUAAUUUCCACUCGUAUUGUUUUUUGUUUGAAAGUAACUGCUAUGCUCAUUUUUUUUUGGAGAUAAACUUGCUUUGGAUUUUUGUGAUCCCCAGCGGCUGGGUUAAUAUGAAUUUCGCAGCAAUUUAUUCUCAGGUUUUUGUAGCGCGUUAUUUGAGUAUCUACAUGUUCUUAUCGUUUUCUGAUAAACAGUAACCAAUAUAAUUGUCUAUGUUAUUUCAUGGUUAAUUCACUUUGUUAGCAAUCAUUGCAAAUGUAAUCAUAACCCAUUUAUCCAAGUGUUUCUAAAAUGCAUCUUAUCAUACCAAUCUGUAAUAUUGAAUUGAAUUAUUAAUGAAAAAUAACUCAAUUUUCUUUUUGUACAAAAAAAAAAAUGUACAGGUUAAUUCUGUAGAUAUUAUAUUAUGUUCGGUGCUUUAUAUACUAUAAAAUUGUACUGAAUUAUGUGAUUCUAUUCGUACUAUUAUUAAUUAAUAAUAUUUAGGCAGCUCUCUAUAUUAUUACCAAGAAAAUGUAUUUUGCGUCCUCUAGUUAAGAUUAAUUAUAUAAUAAUGUGUUUUUGAUUUACAUAAUCAUUAUGUCAUUUUUUGAAAGAUGUCUUUAUGUAUAGUGGUGAACCAAAGAAAAAUAAACAAAAAGUCUUUUUUAGGUGUAGCAAAAACUAUUUUUUAAUGUGACAGACUAAGCAUUAAAAAAGUAUUGCUACUUUAAUUAAGCUUUCUAAAAAUAUUACCAUAGCACUGUGAUUUAGUAAAACAUACUUGAAUCUCGAAUGUGAGUUGAAUAAAACUUUGGCUUCAAAUAAAAAUAUGCAUAUUGAUAAUAUUCUGUUCAGGAUGUUUUUACUAAAAUACUUUGUGCUAGGAUUUUAUUUAUUUAUUUUUUUCACAUAGGUAUUACUUUUCUUGUCUAAAUUUUUAUGCUAUGACUAGAUAUUUUAUUAUAACGAUAUUAUUUUACUCAUUGUUCUAUUUUGUUUUGUGUGUGUAUUUCUAAUGCAAGAGGGAACUUUAUAAAAUUGAGAUAAAAAGCUGUUCCUUCUCAUUGGAAAUUCACCUUGUGCAAUACCUAAAGAAUCGUUUGUGACAAAGAAGAUUCAGUUAUUUUCUUAAAUUUGUAGAAUAUAUUAAUAUGCUCAUGCUAUUAUCGUAUCAUCAAUUUUCACUAUUUAUUAUUUGCAAAUUUUUAUACUUACCCUAAUUUAAGAGUUAUAUUAUUAUUGUUUGUUACUUAAAAAAUGUCUGAAAGCUAUUAUGCCGAUAUUAACCUACUAUUGAUAAUAUUAAUUAAUUAUUUAAUAAAUAAUAAAAACUAAUAUUAGGAAUGCUCUAUGGUCUAUAAAAACGUUUUUUCACUGAACGAUAAGAACGUUUUUAGGAGCCUAAACUUGUAAAAAUUCAUAUUCAUUUUCUGUGAUCACCACUAGAUUAAACUUGUAAUUGGUGAUAAUACACAUUUAACUUGUAAAUAAAGAAUUAUACUUACUUUGAAAUUUUA
This is a messenger RNA of Ceutorhynchus assimilis (cabbage seed weevil), 8285 nucleotides long. The record is from the annotation of a GenBank genome assembly. Lineage: Eukaryota; Metazoa; Arthropoda; Insecta; Coleoptera; Curculionidae.